UCUGAUGGCACAUAACAAGCACUCAGUAUACCUUAUCUAUUGUUGUUACACACUAUCAAAGCACUAUUGCAGCAUGCAGGAAGGACACAAGGAUAGGGUCAGGGGCAAGGAGUUAGUUGAGCAAAGGGAUGGGGGAGUGAGGCAGUUGAGAGAGUGGGUGGGGUUGGCUAGCUCUUCCAGGCCAGUGGAGCAACUUGCAGGAAGGCCAGAAGGCAGAGCAAGAUGCAACUUUAGAGCAGGCGGUGAGGUGCAGAGUAGGAGAGGAGGCUGGAGAGGCCCAGCCCUGGCCAAAAGCUCUCUGGGGACUAGGGAGUGGGGUGGAGGCUAUGUGGUAACUGCCUCUCCAGCCCCAGCCUGGAAGCUGGUGAGCAGCAGCAACAAGACCUUCUUUGGGGUGGAGAAGUUGCUGAACUUGUAUAAGGCCCUGUGGCACUGCCAGGUGCACCACACAGACCUCGCUGACCUACAGAAUUUGAACAGCCUGGGUGCCAUAAUGUCCAUCUACUCCACCUUGAGCUACGCCGACAUGUGGGUUGGUCUCUACUUGAAUGUGAACAUUAAUGGCCUGAGCUGGUCCAGCGGCUCCACCUUUACCCUCCCAGUGUGGAGCCUGCUGCCUGUGAUGCACCAGUAUGUAUUCUGCUGCCACCCCUUCACUGGGGACCGCCUUGUGGAUGGAACAGAAGCCCUUCACUUGCUACUAUGCUGGCAGAAGCACUACACCUGGGCCCCGCAACUCCCUCCACCCCAGCCUGUCUGCUUGUCCCUGAGGGGUCUCAGGCUCUACUGCUCCCAGCUGAAGCCCAUGGAGGGGACCAAUGCCUCCAUUAUGCAGGUGGUCUCUGCUCAAGUUGAGGUCCAGAUCGGCCAGAAGACCUUCACACGGUUUAACCAAGAAAUGACAUGGCUCUCAGCCCUGAUACACUGCCGCAGACACUACACGGACCUGGCCGACCUGCAGAACGUGACUGACGAGGCGGACAAGAAGGCCUUGAGGUCCAUCACGAAUGAGUUCGAGGCCUGGAUUGGCCUCUACUUCAACCCAGCCUCCAAGUCUCUGAGCUGGUCCAGCGGCUUGGGCACCAGCAUCCCCACCUGGCUGCAGGUGCCGGAGUUCAUGACAGGACUGUGUGCCGGGUUCCGCACUUACGCACGCUUCACUCCCAUGGUUUACUCAGUGACCUGCUCUUCCCUGCAACCUUUUAUCUGCUUCUAUGAUCCCUCUAUCGGACACCGGGAGUCGGCAGAACUCCCUCCGCUCUCUCUCACUCCCUGCACGGAAGAUACUGUGUGGACAACUCCCAGGCCAAGUAUACACCACUAUUUUCUCUUCUGUAUAGAUGUUUUAAACCUGUUCUUGGCUGGAUCUUGGGAUCUCCAGGCUGGCAUACAGCAGCCCAGGGCAGGCCCAUGGCACCCCUCUCAGAAGGGCCAAGACCAUCGCCGGCUCCGCGGCUCCCUGGCCCCAAGGGACACAGGCACUGAGCUCUUCAGCCGACACCACGGCCCGGCUAAACGCCUUGGUUUCCGAGGAAGCGACCGGGACCCGGCUGGCCACUGCCCAGAGUGCGUUCUCCGGCCCCACGGCCCUGACGACCCCGACAACCCCAAGCCCCGCUGGUUCUGCGUCCCUAGGGAGGCUUACUGUCCCCCAGGAAGUGACCGGAAAUCCUGUGGCCUCCACUUCGAGCCCAGCUGGUCUUGCGUCCCCAGGGAGCCCUGCUGUCCCCCAGGUGGUGACCAGAAUUCCUGUGGCCUCCUCUUCGAGCCCCACUGUCCCCCAGAAAUUGACCGGAACUCCUGUGGCCUCUGCUUCGAGCCCCACUGUUUCCCAGGAAGGAACCAGAAGUCCUGUGGCCUCCGCUUCGACAACCCCACCAGUGGCGGCGCCCACCGGAUUGGCCACAUCCAGCGGACUCCGCAGCCCCGAGUCUCCAGAGAGCUCCCCGAGGAUGGAAGAAAGUUCCUUGGAGCCUUUGGGCCCAAGGAGCCAGGCCGCACCCCAAAGAACAACCGCGCGCCAGGCGUUGAUAGCCCCGAGCCAGGCCACCAGACCGGAGACAACAGGGAGCCGUUUCUGCAAUUGUGUAUGGAGCAGUGGCUGCUCAUGCCUGUUUUCCAGCUCAGGGCUGGUCACCAGCAUCAGACCGUCUGGCCCUCAGCUGUGUCUGCUGUAACUCCUUUACCUUCCCCUCCUGUAGCUGUGACCAGUGCAGAGAAUGGUAUUGAUAUAAGAGAUACAGCUGCUACUACUCAGGCCCAACAUUUGAGCUCAUCUAACAGCCCAGAGUCUAAACAAGCAACACCCGCACCAGAAUCAGGGCACCCCUUUGUAAUCCUGAAAGCAGAUUUUAACACUACAACUCGCGCGAACCCAGAAGAUAUGAAAGACCAGUUUUUGAAAGAGAUCCAAGAAGUCUUAAAGCUUCAAUUAGGUCAUGAGCAAUUCAGACUGAAAUGGGUCGGCUUUGAAGUGAACAGAAAAUAGCACAAGUCUGCUGACUGGGAGUUUCCUUGUCACACAAUCAUCCCUAGAUUUUGAGUGAAUGUUAGUUUUUGAAUUCCUAGUAGAAAAGAAUUAGAAAUAACUCCAGAUAUGCUAUAUAAAAAAAAAAAAAAGCCAAAUGGCUAAAUUUCAGACCUUAAAAUAGCACAGGAGAAAACAACAUAUGAAACUUCCAUCCCUGGAUUCUCUAGAAUGAAACAGGAAAGCAGGAGAUGAGGUAUUUGGGAACAAUAGCCUUGAGAAUGACAAACAAGAACAAAAAACUGGAACCAAACCAUCAAAAUCUUGAGAAAACAAACCCAAUCCAGUAUCAACAAUCUUAACUUUCUUUAUAUCCAUCUGGGGCAUUAGAGCUAAGUGGGGCCACAUUUCCAAAUAAACUGGAGGAGACUGUCUUUACCAGCCACAAGCUAUUAAAGAGAUUUAAAAGUCUCCAGGAUGAGGCACUAGCUAUAAGGGUGUUGGCAUAAUACAAUAUAUGUGAAUGCUAGUUAUUUGUCCUUUAAGUAUUUCUUACCAGUAAAUUGGGAAAUUCUAGGGCACAUUGUUCUCAAUGUUAAAAUAUAACUUCAGAAUGAUGUUUCUACAUAUACUUUCUUUGUUUUUCUCCAAGUAUUGUAAAUACCCACACACAUGCUAGAAGAUAGUAAUAUUUCAAGUACAUUAGCAAGUUUACUCUGAAAUGUUUAAAGUCAAAGUUUAUUUGUAUUCUUUGUAGGAAUAUCAAUAAAAGACCUCAAACGUAUCUAUAUCUGUACAUGUACAAGAACUGUCAAAAAUUAUUCACAGAACAAAAAUAAAUCUUCUUUAGAACAAACCCAGGUAAUGAAAUGCAAAUAUGGAUCUCACAUAUGGAACAAU
Loxodonta africana (African savanna elephant) is the source of this 3367-nucleotide messenger RNA. It is a transcript of the gene CLEC20A, whose product is annotated as C-type lectin domain containing 20A. NCBI's taxonomy places the organism in Eukaryota, Metazoa, Chordata, Mammalia, Proboscidea, Elephantidae. The record is from RefSeq and is a predicted model, not a curated record.